UAUUAAGCAUUUAUUGUAGCGAUCUAGGGCUUAUACCAGACUAAAGCCAACGCUGAAGGGUGUCUGCGUGCACGAGAUGAUAGAUGCGCUAUUCGGGCGCGUCUUUGGGCUGAGGCGUAGGCAUUGGAGACGACGAUGUUUGUUUGGUGGUAUGAAUAUGGGGCUUGCCGUUUUGUUGCCAUGCUCGUCCAGAUCGACUAGGUUGUUUGGCGCCCAUCGACUAAAGAGGUAGAGAUACAAGGAGAAGAGACGCUCGGUCGAAGGUUGGAGUUCGGGCAAAGGAGAAAUCCAGUCUCGUCUUCGUAGUGAACCUAACUUGCUAAUCAGCUUUCUUGCAUACGAGAAUGGAAGAGGUCAUAGUCAACAAAGUCAUGCUCAGUUUAGCAUCGAGGACAUUUUUUGGAAUGGAAACUAAUCGCAUUUCUCGGCCACAGAUAAUGCUGGGAAGCUCUGUCCAAGACCUCGAUGAUGUGAAGAAGCUUGCCGAAAGCGGAACGCAAGCAGACGCCAUGGCGGUGAUCGUCAAGAUCCGAGCGGGUAUCGCCGCGAUCAAAUAUCUAAACCAUCAGAACCCACCCAAUGUCAAUGGUCGCCUGACUGCGAUUGUCAACAAUGUUGGCGCUCAGUUUCGAGCUUCGCAGAAUGCCCACAACGCUGCAUUUCCCAACGACCCAACAACGAUCGGCGACUUCUGGUUCGAGUGAAUCAGGGCGCUUUACCC
This is a messenger RNA of Alternaria alternata, 721 nucleotides long. RefSeq lists its product as hypothetical. Bases 345 to 704 code for a protein of 119 amino acids. Lineage: Eukaryota; Fungi; Ascomycota; Dothideomycetes; Pleosporales; Pleosporaceae. The transcript has 2 exons. The record is from RefSeq and is a predicted model, not a curated record.